AUCCUGGUUGAUUUUCCUGGUUGUUUUUCCCCUCUCCUGUUCAGAAAUGGCAUCGGACGUUUCCUCGCUGGGCGCAGCCGUCGGCUCCGGGACCCCCGGAUCAGGAGCCCAGCCUGGAGGGGCCGUGGCUCAGAGGGGCAGCAAGAGGAGACCUGGGCUGGACUUUGAUGAUGAUGGAGAAGGGAACAGUAAAUUCCUCAGGUGUGACGAUGACCCGAUGCCAAACGAUAAGGAGAGAUUUGCCAGGUCUGAUGAUGAGCAGAGUUCAGCGGAUAAGGAGAGACUUGCCAGGGAGAACCACAGCGAGAUCGAGCGCAGGAGGAGGAACAAGAUGACUGCCUACAUCACGGAGCUGUCGGACAUGGUGCCCACGUGCAGCGCCCUGGCCCGCAAGCCGGACAAGCUGACCAUCCUGCGCAUGGCCGUGUCCCACAUGAAGUCCCUGCGCGGCACCGGCAACACCUCCACCGACGGCACCUACAAACCCUCCUUCCUCACCGACCAG
Corapipo altera (White-ruffed manakin) is the source of this 505-nucleotide messenger RNA. RefSeq names its product aryl hydrocarbon receptor nuclear translocator-like. The annotation marks the transcript as partial. Lineage: Eukaryota; Metazoa; Chordata; Aves; Passeriformes; Pipridae. The record is from RefSeq and is a predicted model, not a curated record. Gene Ontology annotation, biological process: regulation of transcription by RNA polymerase II. Gene Ontology annotation, molecular function: protein dimerization activity; DNA-binding transcription factor activity, RNA polymerase II-specific; RNA polymerase II cis-regulatory region sequence-specific DNA binding. The transcript has 5 exons. Gene Ontology annotation, cellular component: nucleus; transcription regulator complex; cytoplasm.